Ilex paraguariensis (yerba mate) is the source of this 2760-nucleotide messenger RNA. The record is from the annotation of a GenBank genome assembly. Lineage: Eukaryota; Viridiplantae; Streptophyta; Magnoliopsida; Aquifoliales; Aquifoliaceae.
AUGGUGGCAGAGUCCCUCACUAUGCACCCUGUGGCUUCACCACUGGUCACGCUGAAAUUAUAUAAAAAAACAAUGGGUGUCAAAUUGACUAGCGAAUCAGAGUUUUCUGGAAACUCUGCACGGACUCCCUCCAUUCCUCUCUUGAAAUAUUUGGCAAUCUUCAUAUUUGUGAUGCCUUUUAUCAGGCAUGUUGAAGAUCACCACUUGUACUCGUUGAAUUACAUGCACUGGGGUUCUCCGAAGAUUUGGUAUGGUGUCCCAGCAGCAGAUGCCCUUAAAUUGGAAGCAGCUAUGAGAAAGCAUUUGGCUGAACUUUUUGAAGAACAGCCUGACUUGCUUCAUAAGCUGGUCACGCAACUUUCCCCCUCCAUACUAAAAUCUGAUGGAGUACCUGUUUAUCGAUGUGUUCAGAAUCCUGGAGAGUUUGUUCUGACCUUUCCUCGAGCAUAUCAUUCAGGAUUCAAUUGUGGCUUCAAUUGUGCAGAGGCAGUAAAUGUAGCUCCUGUUGACUGGUUGCCCCAUGGGCAGAAUGCUAUUGAGCUCUAUCGUGAGCAGGGCCGGAAGACGUCUAUCUCCCAUGAUAAACUGUUACUUGGGGCAGCCAGAGAAGCUGUAAAAGCACAGUGGGAACUCAAUUUAUUGAGAAAGAAUACUUCUGAUAACUUAAGAUGGAAGUAUGUCUGCGGAAAGGACGGGAUCUUAUCUAAAGCACUCAAGGCACGCGUUGAGAUGGAGCGGGUGAGGAGGGAAUUUCUUUGCAAUUCUUCACAGGCAUUGAAAAUGGAGAGCAGUUUUGAUGCCACCAAUGAGAGGGAAUGCAGUGUAUGCCUUUUUGAUCUGCACCUGUCCGCCGUUGGUUGUCACUACUGUUCACCAGACAAAUAUGCUUGCUUGAAUCAUGCAAAGCAACUGUGUUCAUGCUCUUGGGGUGCCAAAUUUUUCCUGUUUCGUUACGACAUCAAUGAAUUGACUAUUCUGGUUGAAGCUUUGGAAGGUAAACUGAGUGCAGUAUACCGAUGGGCAAGACUAGAUCUCGGACUGGCCCUGAGUUCAUAUGUAUCUAAAGAGAAUAUGCAAGUCCCUGGUAUCAUCAAUAAGUUUUCUUAUCCCCCAGAAAGAACAGCAGUAAAAGAGACGAGUUUGCUGUCACCCAUGGCUUUCUUAAAAGAGCAGAAAGUGAAAGAAAAUAUUAGUGAAAUCCCACAUUCAACUGGUUUCAAUGGUAGAACAAGUUCACCGCAGAAAGCGAAACCAUCUGGUGAGUUACCAGCUUUGAAAAAUACAAAGGCAUUUUCUGCAGCGCAUAAGUCUUCCCUUGAGGUUGAAGAGGCAAAAUAUAGUUCUCAGUGCAAGGAAGAGGGAUCCAUACAUCUGGCCCCCAAUCAUAGGAUUCCAGUUUGUGAAUCUUCCCAUGUUGACAACUUGCCUGCAGAGAAACCUGAAAUAAAGAAACCUUUGUUUUCAGGGGGCAGUGAUGUUAUACUCCUUAGUGAUGAUGAGGGAGAGGAACCCUUACCAAUUUCCAAAAGUGCAAAGGACACCUCCACAAAGCAUAUAGGACCUUCUUAUAGAAUGGCAUGUCCAAAUGAUAUUGUGAGUACGGGUAAUAGUACUAAAGACCCAGUCUUGACAACCACCCCUAUCGCUAAUAUGGCUGUAAUGGGUGAAGCGGAUCCUAGUUUGUUUAUUGAUGGGGAGAGAAUUAACUCUUCAUCUAGUUCAGAGUGUCUAAAAGAAACAGAUCUUGAUAAAACAAAAACAAAUGUUGGAUCCAGUCCACAAGACCUAUCUGCAAAUGCUGAAGACUUUUCAAGUAGAAUUGAGACUGGUGAUUGUAAUGUGGAAAAUGUGGGUAGUGACUUUCUGUUUCCACAGUCAGGUGGCAGCCGAAAACCUGAUAAUGAGGAUAGAGAUAAAAAGAUAGGAUCAGAUGCCCCCUCAAGGUUAACAGACAAUGUACAAAAUGAACAAUUUAUCCCAUCUUGUACUCAAAAUAAUCUGGACAGGUACUUUCGCCAAAAGGGACCUCGCAUAGCGAAGGUAGUGCGAAGAAUCAACUGCAAUGUUGAACCUCUGGAAUCUGGAGUUGUGAAUUCUGGAAAGUUGUGGUGUGAUGCUCGGGCCAUUUACCCCAAAGGAUUCAGGAGUCGCGUUAGGUACAUAAGCAUUAUAGAUCCAACAAGUAUGUGCUAUUAUGUUUCAGAAAUUCUGGAUGCUGGACGGGAUGGACCUUUAUUUUUGGUUUCCCUGGAGAAUUGUCCUAGUGAAGUAUUUGUUCAUGUUUCGGCUGCCAGAUGCUGGGAAAUGGUUAGGGAGAGAGUGAAUCAAGAGAUCACAAAGCAACACAAGUUGGGAAGAAUGAAGCUUCCUCCUUUGCAACCUCCUGGGAGUCUUGAUGGCAUGGAAAUGUUUGGUUUUUCUUCACCGGCAAUUGUGCAGGCUAUUCAAGCAAUAGACCAAAAUCGAGUCUGUACAGAGUACUGGAAGUCCCGGCCCCUGAUGCAUAUUCCCCAUCAUUCUCAAUCUGAAGACACCAGCAGGAACCUCUUGCUGAAGUCUGAGAUUCCAACUGAUGAGGAGUCUGGCAAGAGUGACACAUUGCUUGCCGGAGUUGAUACAAUAAUCAAUGGCCUAUUCAAAAAGGCCAAUCCGGAAGAACUAAAUGCACUGUACAGCAUCUUGAGUAAGAAUAAUUCAACAGCUGAUCAAUGCCUGGUGACUCAGCUUCUUAAUGAAGAGAUUCACAAGCGUCCAAGAUGA